GCCAAUCAGAGCGCUGGAGCCUCCCUCCGAGACUCCACUAUUGAGUCUAUAACCGGCUGGCCGGGCGGAGCUGGCAGCAUUUGACUGUGGCUUGGGACGCGACGAGAGGCGCGCAGCGACCGCCCGAAGGCCUGCCAUGGUCUAGGCGCCCCUCGACCUCCCCUCCCCCGAGACCCUGCGGGCCCUCCCCUCGGCUCCCCAACGCACACCCCUGCCUCGUCUCCUGCGCCUCCUCCGCGCCCCUGCCGGCUUCGGCUCGGCGGCCCAGGCCAGCCCCAGGACUCGCGGCGCCCGCCAGGAUGAGUGGCUCCUUCGAUCGCAAGCUCAGCAGCAUCCUCACCGACAUCUCCAGCUCGCUAAGCUGCCAUGCAGGCUCCAAGGACUCGCCCACCCUGCCCGAGUCCUCUGUCACUGAUCUGGGCUACUACAGCGCUCCCCAGCACGACUACUACUCGGGCCAGCCCUACGGCCAGACCGUGAACCCCUACACCUACCACCACCAGUUCAAUCUCAACGGGCUUGCGGGCACGGGCGCUUACUCGCCCAAGUCGGAAUAUACUUAUGGAGCCUCCUACCGGCAAUACGGGGCGUACCGGGAGCAGCCACUGCCCGCCCAGGAUCCAGGUGAGACCUUGGAAGGUUCCCCCAGGGAGAGAAAGGCGGGGAAGUGAAGCCCACAUCUAGGG
Molecule: messenger RNA, 686 nt
Organism: Herpailurus yagouaroundi (jaguarundi)
Lineage: Eukaryota; Metazoa; Chordata; Mammalia; Carnivora; Felidae
Gene: DLX3
Product: distal-less homeobox 3
Exons: 1
Coding region: 300-671 (123 amino acids)
Source: RefSeq, a predicted model, not a curated record